AUGUCGACUCCUACGCCACCGCCCGCAUAUCUCUACAAAAUUAUUCCCUCCACGUUAUCUCCACCAUCUCCACUGCCACAAAGUCUAGAACUAUCAAAGUUAGAUGCUCAGGAUGGCUUCAUCCAUCUUUGCACUAGUCACCAAAUUAUUAACACACUAAAUGCCUUCUUCCAGACGGAGACUUCUGUUUUUAUUCUACGCAUUCCUUACACGCUUGUAGAAAAACAUAUCAAGUGGGAAGAUUCACACGGAGAAGCCGCAUAUAAAACAGGUGGAUGGGAUACAAUCCAUGACACCAAUUACUACCCACAUCUCUAUGCUUAUGAGAAAGAUGUAGUGUUGGGAGAGAAGGUUCUGAGGUUGGGGAGGAAUGAAGUAGAUCAAGUUGCCCGAUGGGAGAGGAAUAAGAAAACAUGGAUGAUCGAUGGGUGGCCUUUUCCCAGCGAUAAGCCCUCCUAA
Molecule: messenger RNA, 459 nt
Organism: Blumeria graminis f. sp. triticale
Lineage: Eukaryota; Fungi; Ascomycota; Leotiomycetes; Helotiales; Erysiphaceae
Source: the annotation of a GenBank genome assembly